AUGAGUAAUCAAACUCAAGAUACAAAAGAUAACCAAACAAAGCCCACAUAUCAAGAAGUUGAGCAAGCUUUAAUUAAUGUAGUUAAAGCAGGGCUUUAUUAUAGAAAACCAAAAGAUGGCAA
Cetraspora pellucida is the source of this 122-nucleotide messenger RNA. The record is from the annotation of a GenBank genome assembly. Lineage: Eukaryota; Fungi; Glomeromycota; Glomeromycetes; Diversisporales; Gigasporaceae.